Molecule: messenger RNA, 1498 nt
Organism: Formica exsecta
Lineage: Eukaryota; Metazoa; Arthropoda; Insecta; Hymenoptera; Formicidae
Gene: Taf8
Product: transcription initiation factor TFIID subunit 8-like
Exons: 5
Coding region: 46-924 (292 amino acids)
Biological process (GO): transcription initiation at RNA polymerase II promoter
Cellular component (GO): transcription factor TFIID complex
Molecular function (GO): protein heterodimerization activity
Source: RefSeq, a predicted model, not a curated record
AUGUUAUAUCUAUAAUAUUUACAUCAUGGUUUAUCCAAAAUCAAAAUGGAUACCCAAACUGUCAACACUCGAAGAAAAAUCUUGAAUCAAGUGAUCUGCAGCAUUUUAGUGGAAUGCGGCUAUGACACGUGUGAGAAACAAACUCUGGAAACUCUCACCGAAAUGUUACAGUCAUUUAUUGUGGAAACUGGAGCUUCAGCAAGAAAUUAUUGUGAACUUUCUGGGAGAACAGAGCCUCUUAUAGCAGAUGUGAUAUUGGCACUGAUCAGUAUGGGCAUGAAAGUAGAUAAUAUAGAGACUUAUGCAAAGAGACAAAAUAGAACAAUUCUACCAGCACUUCAACAACAAACACAAGCCAAACAUUUAAAUAUCUUGCAAGCUGGUGUUAAGCAAAACCAUCCGUCACAUAUACCAAAUUAUUUACCAGCUUUUCCUGAUCCACACGCAUAUAUCAGAACUCCAACGCAUAAGCAACCAGUAACAGAAUAUGAAGCGAUAAGAGAAAAAGUGGCAACACAAAAACGAGAUAUUGAAAGAGCUUUAACAAGAUUUAUUGCUAAAACUGGAGAGACACAUAGUUUAUUUCUCACAGAGGAUAACAGCAUGUUUCCUUUAAUAUCUUGUAAACCGCAAUUUCCGAGUUAUAUCUCUGCUCUUCUACCUCAAGAUCAAAUAUUUGAGCCAGAUACAGAUUUCCAAUUUGACUCAAAUCCAGUGAAAAAGAAAAAAGAACAAGAAGGCAAAGAGACAGAGGAAGGGAAUCAAACGCAAAAUGAAAAUAUAGAACAAAAUGGCGAAACUACUACCCAGCAAGAUGUUAUAGACAAUCCAUAUUUAAGGCCAGGAAAGAUUCCCAAAAAUAAAAUCCCAGUUACAACAACACCUGGGCAACAGUCCACCAAAAGAGAACCAGUCGAAUCUUAAGUAUUGUAUUAUCUAAUACAUAAUAAUAUUAAUAUAGGUGUCUAGUAUACAAUAUAAUGUACAUAUAUGUGUGUAUAUUUUUUAUAUUUAAUCUGUAUAUUACAUAAAGCAUAUGGAAUAAAAAGUAAGAGUACAAAUCAUAUAUAUACAUAGUAAAAGUUAUUUUUAUUAUAAAUGUGGGGUUACACAAAAGUAUUUUGAGAUACAUUAUUAUCUGUCGCUGAGAAUUAAUACAUAACAUUCCAUUCGACAAUUUUCAAAAUUUAUCUACACUAUGUUAUAUAUAUUAGAAAAUCUCACUACUGAAAUAUAUAAUUAGAUUUACUUUCCGUUAUAUAGCAACAUUGCUUAGGUGAAUAUUGCACAGAUUAGCACCUUAUAAAAAAAUAUAAGAAUACAAAACCAAAUAUUAAAAUUGGUAAUCACUGCAUACAAUUUAUAUAUAUAAAAAUAGAUUUUUCAUUGUAUUAAUACAAUCUACAGCAGCAAGCGUCUAAGUUUACUCUGUCUGAAAUAUUUUAUAAUAUUGAUAUAUAAAGAUCUGGUUGGUAAAACCGCUUUUUUAGAAGAAAAG